This is a messenger RNA of Paraphaeosphaeria sporulosa, 2534 nucleotides long. RefSeq names its product eukaryotic translation initiation factor 2-alpha kinase-like protein 2. The record is from RefSeq and is a predicted model, not a curated record. The coding region runs from base 263 to 2290 and encodes 675 amino acids. Lineage: Eukaryota; Fungi; Ascomycota; Dothideomycetes; Pleosporales; Didymosphaeriaceae. Gene Ontology annotation, biological process: protein phosphorylation. Gene Ontology annotation, molecular function: ATP binding; protein kinase activity. The transcript has a single exon.
CGCCCCUCUGGGGUUCGUGUACGCUGCUGCUUCCGUCGGCACCUUAAGGUGCCCCACCCGCCCCUCACAGAGGCUUCUGAAAACCGUCAUCAAAGGGUUCAAUCAAGGGGACCUUACACGCAUCGGCUAAAGUGAAGCUGUGUGUACGCUGUCAUUGCAUCAAGCCGCGGGCCUAUUCAGGUCCUGCCGUCAAGUCUUGGGAACUACUAGCUAAGUCGAAAGAGACUAACCCCCACAAAGACGCUCAUCUACCGCCAUCAUUAUGUCAAUGUUUCGGAAGCCAGGGGACAGUUCGUCUUCCAGUGAAGAUGAGAGCUCGAACACGCGUGGAGAGGAGACCUCCAACAUCCGCGAAGAUUCGGACAACCUACUCUCAAAGAUCAACACACUGGAUUCCACAUCAUCACUGCCCCGUUCUUUGCCAGCAACAGGACCACCUUCACUGAGCCGCCCUGGAAUCUCACGGACCAACACCGGGGACAACAUUCGAGACCUUCUCCUGCACUCGUUGCUCGAAGACAAAGCGCUCACUGACGCCGCAGAGCACUUGGGCAAGAGUAAAACUGAUCCGGACGUGUUGGCACUUGCACAGCAAACAUACCAAGGUCUAGCUCGCCAGAUCUCCAGUCAAGUUGACAGUAGCUAUGCCGGCGACGAUAUGCGCAUGCAACGUCUCGCAGCCAAAGAGGGUAUCAGUCGAGCCACGCAUCUGCAGAUGACGAGCCUUACUGCCGCUGCUACCGCUACCGGAACUGCUGCAGCUGCAGGCUUAUCUCAAGCUUUGGUCACUCGGCCUUCCUUCUUUGGUAUACCAGCUCAGAGCGCCCCAAUGCUGGCACGUGAGAUGGAUACACUUAAUGAUAUGUACCGUCAGCUUCCGUCGUCUGUUCAGGGCCACACUGCCCUGCACAACAACCGAUAUGCUCGUGAGUACGAGGAGAUUGAGAUGGUCGGCAAAGGCGGUUACGGCAAGGUCUUCAAGACCAAGCAUAAGCUGGAUAACGCCUACUAUGCAGUGAAGCGCAUCUGCAUUACCUCCCAUAGAUUACAGAAGAUUCGAGAGCGCGGAGAUGAGGAACUCCACUCCAUUCUUGAGGAGGUCCGCUCCCUUGCUCAGUUCGACCACAACAACAUUGUCCGAUAUCAUGGUGCCUGGAUGGAAUUCACCGCCAACGUACCCGACAUCCCGGAGUCACCAACCGCUGGUGUGUCUCGCCCGAAUCGCCUGAUAGAGCACGCUUCUGAGCCUUCCUUCAGCGAGAACGUCGCAGACCCACUAUAUGACAGCUUCGGUGACUUGGAUAUUGACGAUCCCUUUGAGCGUAGAACGCUGGAGGCGGCGGGCCUUAUCCACUUUGGAGAUAGCGACACGAACGAGCCAACUGACGAGUCCCCGCGACGCUUUACGAAGAAACAAAAGGGCAAGGGCAAUGCGCGCCGCGGAAGCCAGGCUACCAUCGCGACCAUUUCGUCAACAAAGUCGCGCUUGAGUGCUGUCCAGGAUGUCGAUGAAGAGGACGAGGGGGGCAUUGAGACAAUUCCCCGGGAGCAUGAACCGACAUUCGAAGAGUCCGAGAGCAUGGUAACAGACAGCGAUGCGCCAAACCAGCUCAUCUCUACACGCAAUCAGGGCCCCGUCUUGACCUUGAACAUCCAGAUGUCACUCUACGACACCAACUUGGCUGCUUUCCUAUCCACCGAACAAGGAUCCCCGAGCCACUGCUUUCACCCUUGCAUAUCCCUCGAAAUCCUCCAUGAGAUCAUCAAGGGAGUGGAGUACUUGCAUGAACGUGGAGUUGUGCAUAGAGAUCUAAAGCCAGCCAAUGUCUUCCUGUCGCUCUCAACAGGUCGCACCCAACCUGCGGGCUCUGUUGACCUUGCCAGCUGCUCAUCUUGCUCAGAGCAUGACCAUCCUCAAUACGUCACGCCAAAGAUUGGCGACUUUGGCUUGGUAGCAGCAUUGGGCGAAUCGGUGACCAGAGCGGUGGGCACAGAGUUCUACCGGCCUGUUGUCCAAGGCAAGAUAGACGAGAAGCUGGAUGUGUUCUCUCUUGGUGUUCUAACCUUUGAGAUGCUAGAGCAUUUCGGCACAAGAAUGGAAAGGGUGGAGGCGCUGACCAAGUUGCGUCGUGGUGAGUUUGUAGAGGGAUUUGGUGACCCUUGCGGAGACAUGAAAGAAUUGGUGAAGAAGAUGAUUGCGGGGAUGUUGGCAGAGAAUGGUGAAGAGCGACUUACUUGUGCUCGCACCCGUGCCAAAAUUGUGAGAAUUGUUGGUGGAUUGCGGGUUUGAGUUUGGAGAAGAUACCCCUCUACGAUGAACAGUCAUCUUUCGUGCUUUGGCAUGCUUUGACUAUGCACAAAUGACGUUUCAUGAACAAACUCUUUCAAAAUCGCUUGAUGGCUGAUCCUGGAGGGUAAUCUGAGGUGCUACAAGUGACGCUAAUUCUGAAUUAUACAGAUUCUUUUAAAUCUGUCUAACGGCGCAUCCUGGAGUAACUUGAGCUACUUUUAUUUCUCAGAACUUGACCUGAUGC